Messenger RNA from Lactuca virosa, 1887 nucleotides. NCBI's taxonomy places the organism in Eukaryota, Viridiplantae, Streptophyta, Magnoliopsida, Asterales, Asteraceae. The record is from the annotation of a GenBank genome assembly.
AUGGCUGGUGAGGUAGAUACACCGAGAUGGGAGAUAGGUGGUCACUCCCCGAUAAUUGAGCAAGUAACAUGGAAAUACAAGCUUAAACUGAUAUAUGGAGGGUUUUUUCGGUUUGCUAGGAACUCAUGUAGGCAAGUGUAUUGUUUCGGUUUUAGAAAAACUCUCUAUGUAGACAUUUGCUCAUACAACUUGAAUCAACUGGUUGAAGAGGUGGAAAAACAUUAUCCAUCACAAAACGAUAUUGUGUUGUCAAUAGUCUUUAUUGACAAGAAUUCAAAAGAGCAACGUUUUAUUAAACUUGAUUCUGAUGAAAACUUCAUGUGGAUGCUUAACAUGUAUGAGGAGGAGAAAGAAGGAAUAAUUUAUGCGACGACUGAAAAAAUUACACAACAAAUGUAUAAAUCGUUUAGUGGCCAAGAUCAAGUUAUUGAUGAAUCAGAUGAUGAAAAUGAUUCGGACUCAAAUUGUCCAAGUGAAGAAAGCUAUCAUAGUCGUCAUAGUUCUGAUAAUGAGUAUGAGCUUCUAAAUUCUGAUUUUAAAACUUAUUCAUAUAGCAAUAAAAAUGCGGUUAUGAAAGUGAAUUCUAAAUUUCCAAAUGUGAUUGCUUUUAGAAGAGCGUUAAACCACUAUGCAAUAACAAAUGAAUUUCAGUAUGUUAUUGAGAAAAGCGAUUUGACACGACUUACAGCAUGUUGUGAAGAUAAAAAGUGUGAGUGGAGAAUCCAUGCUUCUCUUACGCAGGAUGAGGAGCUUGAACAAAGAAAUCGUGGAAGUGUUGUGGAGAUUGAUUUGCAAACAGAGGGUAACAAGAAACAUUUCCUACGCUUUUUUAUAUCACUAACAGCAUGCUCUAAGGGGUUUCUUUCUGGUUGUCGUCCUUACAUUGGGAUUGAUGCUUGUCAUUUGAAGGGGAAAUUUAAUGGUGUGCUAGCCGCUGCCACAAGUAUCGACGGUAACCAUGGCAUGUUUCCAGUAGCCUAUGGUGUGCUUGAGUCUGAGAAUAUAAAUUCAUGGACUUGGUUUCUCAAGUCACUAGAAAAAGCAAUCGGUACACCAGACGGUCUUGUUAUCUCCUCUGACAUGCAAAAAGGGUUGGAAGUAGCUAUUACACAGGUUUAUCCUAAUGUUGAGCAUCGCGAAUGCAUAAGACAUUUAUAUAGCAACUUCAAGAAACAUUAUCGAGGUGAUUAUUUCAUGACCAAGCUAUGGGGUGCUGCAAAGACCUACUCUGUUAGUAAGCAUGAUAGAUUGUUAAACGAAAUUGCAAGUGUACGUGAAGAUGCAAUUUUAUAUUUAAAUGAGAACCAUAAGAAGAUAUGGAGUAGAAGCAAGUUUGGUACAAUUGUCAAGUGUGACUAUAUUACCAACAAUAUUUCAGAAACUUUUAACUCCUGGAACUUAGGUAACUUUGAAGUUUGUAGAAGUAGUGACAAUCGAGCACAGGUGAACUACAAGGGCAAACGUUGGGAGGUUAUACUAGAUGAGAAAAAAUGUAGUUGUCGAGUUUGGCAAGUUAAAGGCCUACCGUGUGUGCAUGCAGCUGCGUUUAUUGCUUUUACGAGGGAUCCUGAUUGGGACAAAUAUGUUGAUACAUAUUUCACAGUUGAUAAAUUUAAAGAAGCAUAUGCUUUAGAAAUCGCUCCAAUGCCGGGAAAGGAUCAAUGGGUGCAUAUAAAGACAAUCGAGAAGAUAUACCCACCUAUUAUAAAACGGCCUCCUGGACGACCUAAAAAGAAUAGAAUUGUACCACGUGAUGAACCCAAGAAAAGACAUAGAUGCCCCCGUUGUGGUAUGUUUGGACACCAUCAAAAGACUUGCAAAAAUCCCGAACGUCAAGGUUCUGAUGAUGCAUCCACUAGCAAGAAUAAAGAACAAAAAAGAUCAUGA